AUGGUGCCAACAACUAUGCCACACGAUUAUCACUCUUAUCCCAGAUACGACUUUGAAUAUGGUGUGCAGGACUCGAAAACCGGUGAUGUCAAGGAUCAAUGGGAACACAGAGAUGGUGAUCAAGUGAAAGGUAGCUACACCUUAAAGGAAGCUGAUGGCACUACCCGUGUGGUGGACUAUCAUGCCGAUGACCAUCAUGGUUUCAAUGCUGUUGUCACGAAAUUGGGCACUGCCUCUCAUCCAGAAACAUAUCAUCACCAGCAUGGAGAUUGGGAAGGUGGUAAUGGAGGACAUGGUUAUGGUCAUGGCCAUGGCUAUGGUUAUGGACAUGCCAGCAGUUAUGCCAAAGUCAAAUUACAUUAG
Musca domestica (house fly) is the source of this 363-nucleotide messenger RNA. RefSeq names its product cuticle protein 19-like. Gene Ontology annotation, cellular component: extracellular matrix. Lineage: Eukaryota; Metazoa; Arthropoda; Insecta; Diptera; Muscidae. Bases 1 to 363 code for a protein of 120 amino acids. The record is from RefSeq and is a predicted model, not a curated record. The transcript is spliced from 3 exons.